CAUACUACUCUGCAUUUUGGCGUAUCUACACUGCUGGCUAUGCAGCAUCAGUGACUUCACUCAUUACAGCUCUAAUUGUCUUUGCUGCCUUCAGAAAAUUCCACUGUACACGGAAUUACAUCCAUAUGCACCUGUUUGUCUCCUUUAUCCUGAGAGCAAUUGCGGUUUUCACCAAAGAUGCUGUUUUGUUUGCAGAUGAAACUAUGGACCACUGCCUAAUGUCAACGGUUGCUUGUAAGGCUGCUGUGGCAUUCUUCCAGUUCAGUAUUUUAGCCAAUUUCUUCUGGCUUCUUAUAGAAGGGAUAUACCUGCAAACUCUGCUUUUGCUGACCUUUGUUUCGGACAAGCAGUAUGUGUGGUGGUUCGUAUUUACUGGCUGGGGAGCUCCCACUGCUGUGAUGUUUGCUUGGAUCCUCACAAGAAUCCAUCAACAAAAUACUGGAUGUUGGGACGAUGAUGAAAAUGGAGUGGUGCUAUGGAUCAUCAAAGGCCCCAUUCUGCUAAGUGUAUUAAUUAACUUUAUUAUAUUUAUUAAUGUGAUCAGAAUUCUAGUCCAUAAAUUGAAAUCUCAAGAUGGAGGGGGGAGCCAUCCAAGCCACUUUGUGAGACUUGCUAAAUCCACGUUACUCUUAAUCCCCCUCUUUGGAGUGCACUACAUUGUAUUUGCAUUUUUCCCAGAAAGCACUGGACUGGAAGCUCGCCUUUAUAUUGAGCUGGGCUUGGGCUCUUUUCAGGGUUUUGUUGUUGCUCUUCUGUAUUGCUUCUCAAAUGCAGAGGUUCAAAGUGAACUGAAGAAACAACUGUGCAAAUGGCAGUAUCAAGAGUACCUGAACUUCACACAUAAACACAGGACUUUGUCCAGAGAAAACAGUCCAGUCAACUAUGUCACUCAGUUAUCACUGCUUGAAAAAAUUAGUCCAAAAAGGAAAACUUCUGUAUACCAGAAUGUCAUAACUUCUGUCUGAGCUUUUCUAGCAGG
Messenger RNA from Cariama cristata (Red-legged seriema), 979 nucleotides. Its product is annotated as vasoactive intestinal polypeptide receptor-like. Gene Ontology annotation, biological process: cell surface receptor signaling pathway; adenylate cyclase-modulating G protein-coupled receptor signaling pathway. Gene Ontology annotation, cellular component: plasma membrane. Gene Ontology annotation, molecular function: vasoactive intestinal polypeptide receptor activity; peptide hormone binding; G protein-coupled peptide receptor activity. NCBI's taxonomy places the organism in Eukaryota, Metazoa, Chordata, Aves, Cariamiformes, Cariamidae. The transcript is spliced from 9 exons. The coding region runs from base 126 to 965 and encodes 279 amino acids. The record is from RefSeq and is a predicted model, not a curated record.